CAAAAAUCGAUCGAAAUUCUAGUAAUCCCAAAAUGGAAAAAACAACCACAGACAAAACGGGCCGUGGCAUGGAAUUGCCUAUGGAACCUAAGCUAAAAGAAGUCGAUUUGAAUCAUUUUCGUAUGAACUACGAGAUGCCAGCAUUUAUGGAAAACUAUACUUUGCCCAAGAAAAGAAACGUCUUGGCAGACCUAAAGAAAUUUUGGCUUGAGAGCAACUAUCACGAUUUCACAAUCCGAAUCGGAGAACAUGUUUUCCCCUGCGAUCGGAUAGUCCUAAUGGCCUAUGUAGAUCUAGUUAGGAAAGAUAAGACUAAAUCAGAGCUACGAUUGCCAGAGAAUUCGGUUAGACCGGAAAUCUUUCCUAUUCUAUAUAGAUGGAUGAUUGAUCAGGAAUUGAUGGUGAAGCGUUCAGAAGUCGCUAGACUCCUAAUGGCUGUUGAUUAUCUCAAAAUCGAUCUAUUGUCCGAACAGAUAUGGCGUUGCUUAGAUCGGGGUACAGGUAGUGGUGAACAAAUGGCUAUUCAGUUGGCCCAGGAUGCACUGGCCUUUAAGGAUCUAACUCAUUUGCAUUAUCUUAUGCUGCAUAGGAUUAGCUAUUACUUUCUAAUCUUUGCAUCCUCUGCUGAGUUCCUCGAUUUGUCUGCCCAUAGUCUGGCCACUCUGUUCUCAUCGAGCAACAUAAGGGUUAACACAGAGGCGGAGGUUUUUUAUGCCGCCAUCCGUUGGCUAACUUACGAGUGGCCCACUCGUCAAACCUAUGCGGCGGAGGUGAUGAAAAAGGUGCGAGCCGCCAGGAUGCCAACUGAACUACUCCUAAAGCUUGAGUCACCGGUGGACGACAUACGAGUGGAUCGCGUCCUUGGGCUGCCGGAUGUGAAACGUCGGAUUAAAAAGGGCAGCUUCGACCAAAAGGCAAUGGAUUUUGACGACGGAACGAGGCUGUACCAGGAGAUUUAUGAGAUCUUUGACGUGGACUUGUCCAAACCACGGCUAUUCAUCUGUCACAAUAUGGCACCUUACCACGAACCGAAGCCCAAUUCACCUGACCAGGUGUUCAGCUACGCGGACUUCCUCAACUACCUUUCCGCCCUGCAGUCAGUGCCCUUGGACACCUUGCAGCUCCUCGAAAAGCCUCAAUGACGGACCAAAUGGCAUCGAACCCACCAAAACUCGUUCCUUCAUCUACUCUUUCUCCUCUAAUGGCCGACGACCUUGAUGAUGAUGAUGAUGAUGCGGCUGUGCAAGAUGACAGAGAUCGUGCUGUGUGGCAGUUACACCAAAUUUGCAUUACCUGGGCAGGUGUGUUCCUGCCGCUACUUCUUCGACGUAUUUAAUGCCAGUCGCGUUUUUCACGAGAGCAGAUUGAAAAGUUUGUGAAGUAUAAAUGUUUCGAAGCUCAUUUACCUUAAAAACUAGGAAAUAUUUUACAACCUUUUGUAAUUACUCUAUUUUUGUAUGAGACAAAAAUAGUACAAAUAAUAUUAAAUUUUCAAACUUUA
Molecule: messenger RNA, 1501 nt
Organism: Drosophila eugracilis
Lineage: Eukaryota; Metazoa; Arthropoda; Insecta; Diptera; Drosophilidae
Product: actin-binding protein IPP
Exons: 2
Coding region: 33-1142 (369 amino acids)
Molecular function (GO): protein binding
Source: RefSeq, a predicted model, not a curated record